AGACACGAGAAAGCCUGGCCUGGUUCCCCUCGCACAGAUCAUUGCCUUUCUGAGCCUGUGGGAGAGGCUAUCUGUCUCAGGCCGCUGGCGUCUCCCGGAAGCAUGGCCUGCCAGGCACGACCCAGGCAACAGAAGGCACAGCUAGACAGCUAGAUUUGACAUGCCCCUCAAGGCUCCCGGACCACACAGGAGCCAGGUAGAAUGUCUGAAGCUACCUACAGGAAGGAGGACAGGCGGAGAGGAGUGACUGGUGUUUCAGAGGCUUUUCUAUUGCUGCGAGGACACCAUGAACAAGGCAACUUACAGAAGGGUUUGUUGGGGGUCUUACAGCUUCAGAAGGUGACUCCAGGACCACCAUGGUAGAGAGCAUGGCACCAGCCAGGUAGGCAGGACAAAGCGCUUACAAGCAGUCUCCCUGGUGGGUGGAGCGCGUCUUAUUGUGCCUGACGCACCACGGUGAACGGCCGGAGACCGACCGGAGGGGCGGGGCGCAUGCGUCGUUCGCGCUGGAGAAUGACGUGAGGGGGCGGGGCGCGCCGGGGCACCCUAGGAGACCGAGUAGAGGGGCGGCGGGGGACCGCGCGGUAAACCGCGCGAUGGACCGCUAUGCGGCCGCCGGGGAUGAGGCGGCGGAUCGGGCCCGGCAGCAGGAGCGGCACUACCAGCUGCUGUCAGCACUACAGAGCCUGGUCAAGGAGCUGCCCAGCUCCUUUCAGCAGCGCCUGUCCUACACCACGCUCAGCGACUUGGCCCUGGCGCUGCUCGACGGAACGGUGUUUGAAAUCGUGCAGGGUCUUCUGGAGAUUCAGCACCUCACUGAGAAGAGCCUCUACAACCAGAGACUGCGGCUGCAGAACGAACACCGAGUGCUCAGACAGACUCUAAGGCAGAAGCACCUGGAAGCCCAGCAGUCCUGCCGGCCCCACAACUUGCCAGUGCUCCAGGCAGCUCAGCAGCGUGAGCUGGAGGCCAUGGAACAUCGGAUCCGGGAGGAGCAGCAGGCUAUGGACCGAAAGAUUGUCCUGGAGCUGGACCGGAAGGUUGCCGACCAGCAGAGCACACUGGAGAAGGCAGGGGUAGCUGGUUUCUACGUGACCACCAAUCCUCAGGAGCUGACGCUGCAGAUGAACCUAUUGGAACUCAUCAGGAAGCUGCAGCAGAGGGGCUGCCAAGUGGGAAAGGCAGCUCUGUGACCAAGCAGGGGGUCCUUGCUGUCCUCCGUUGCCUAGGAUGGCUGGCGGGUGCCACAGCCUUGACUGUGUGGGGGCUACUGUCCAGCUGCCAACAGGUCUGAUCUCUCUGAGGGGCUGAUUAGAUCCUGGCUAUGCCUGCUGCCAUCCACUGUUCAGAUUUGGAGGGGAAGGGCCCAAGCAAUAGGAAUGAUGUCAUGAGAAGGCCCCUUGACUGGAUGCUGAGUGGGAAUAUUGGUUCUAGCACCUUCUCCUCUGGGCAUAUCCCACAUUCCUUCCAGGCUUGGGUGUUGCCUUAUUCCUGUGUAGCCCCUCCCUUGACAGUCCCAGCCCUGGAUGGAAGAAGCCAGAGGAUGGCCUAGAAAAUAAAGAACCCAGGACAUGGUUUGUGUCUGUGCUACCUAGGAUCCUUUCCUAGUGACUCUGGUCAUGUUGGCGCCAACAGAGUGACAGACAAGCCCUGAGGCCUUGCAUUGUCAGGUCCCUAAUUAAUACAGCCUCCAAACCGCUGUAUGAAACUGAAGAGCUUAGCAGGAGGCAAGCCACACGCCCAGCUAGGACUUUAGCUACUGGAGUGAAGGACAGAGAGGGGCUGGAGGGGGGCUGGAGGGGGGCUGGGUCCCAGGGACCAUGCAUGCAUCUGGAAUGUAGAAUAAAAGUAUGGAUGUCGCUGCA
Mus musculus (house mouse) is the source of this 1865-nucleotide messenger RNA. RefSeq names its product DiGeorge syndrome critical region gene 6 (gene Dgcr6). The coding region runs from base 597 to 1193 and encodes 198 amino acids. NCBI's taxonomy places the organism in Eukaryota, Metazoa, Chordata, Mammalia, Rodentia, Muridae. The record is from RefSeq and is marked reviewed. The transcript has 7 exons.